This is a messenger RNA of Sardina pilchardus (European sardine), 1940 nucleotides long. Its product is annotated as putative DMBT1-like protein. The transcript has 3 exons. NCBI's taxonomy places the organism in Eukaryota, Metazoa, Chordata, Actinopteri, Clupeiformes, Clupeidae. Gene Ontology annotation, molecular function: serine-type endopeptidase activity. Gene Ontology annotation, cellular component: plasma membrane. Gene Ontology annotation, biological process: zymogen activation. Bases 1141 to 1485 code for a protein of 114 amino acids. The record is from RefSeq and is a predicted model, not a curated record.
UGCAGUGCAGUGCCUCUUGAAGCUCAAUGUGACGCCUGCCUUGAUUCCAUGGAUCUGCAACUUCAUGACUGACCGUCGUCAGAGAGUACGCUACCAUGGGCAUUUCUCUGAAUGGGAAUAUCCAACAUGUGGGGUUGCACAGGGAACUGUACUGGGGCCAAUUAUUUUCUUAGCACUGAUAAACAGUGCCCUCAAUGAUGUAAAACACCACUGGAAAUAUGUGGACGACAUGACCUUGGCCCAGUCUUGGACACCCCAGCAGCCCUGUAGUCUCCAAGAGACCCUAAAUGACCUUGACAUCUGGGUCAAAGACCACAAAAUGAAACUCAACCCGAAGAAAUGUAAAGUUGUCCAUGUCACCCAUAUGAGAAACCCUCCUGCUCUGCCAGCUCUGCUCAUUGAUCAGAACACCCUAGACAGCUCUGAAACAGUUAAAGUCCUGGGGGUCACCAUCCAACAGAACUUAAAGUGGGAUAGUCAAGUGAACCAUAUGCUCACUUCAGCCAAUAGGAAGCUCUUUGCCCUUCGACGUCUGAAGAAAUUUGGAGUCCUGGACUCUGAAUUGGUAUCCAUCUUUUCAGGCUAUGUGAGGCCUGUGCUGGAAUAUGCUGCCCCGGUAUGGCACAGCUCACUGACAACAGCACAAGAAAAGGUACUAGAAAGUAUCCAGAAACGGGCUUGUAAAAUUAUCCUUGGUCGGAGGUACUCGGGGUACCCAGAGGCCCUUACUACCCUUGGACUGUGCACAUUAACAGAAAGGCGCACUCAACUAUGUCUGGGCUUUGCCAAAAAGCUGAUGAAGUCCAGCUACAGAGACUGGCUACCUCCCCUUAGAGAAACGCUAACUGAUCGGAAAACAAGAAAUUCAAAUAAACUGUCCAUUCCUACAUGCAGAACCGAGAGAUACAAAAAAUCAUCAAUCCCAUACAUGUGUGGACUCUUAAAUGGACCCUAAAAUGACAAUGGAUUGCAGAUGUCGCCUAUUUGACAUAUUUUAGCUUAUGUAUAUAAUGUUUUUUAAUGAAUGUAUUUAUUGUAACAGCAUAUUGUAAUUCAGUGUUUAUGAUGACAGCUGUUUGUAUGUCCUUAUGAACCUGCAAUAAUGGCUGAAAUUCAAAUAAACUAAAUGAUAGCUGGGAUAUGAGUGAUGCACAGGUGGUGUGUAGACAGCUGCAUUGUGGAAGAGCUGUCUCUGCCCCCAAAGGAGCCAGCUUUGGCAUGGGGAGUGGGAACAUCUGGAUGGAUGAUGUCAGCUGUACUGGUUCUGAAGGAUCCCUUACAGAGUGCUCCCAUAGUGGCUUAGGAACACACAACUGUGGCCAUGGUGAAGAUGCUGGUGUGGUGUGCUCAGAGUUUGCCAGUCAGACCACUAUACCUUUGCCAGCACCACCACCCAGCAAGCUUCAUCAACUCCAGCCAUGCCGAGUUUACCAGUCAGACAUAGGCCUACACCUCUGUCAAAUUCGCUCACAAUGCUGCCAGUAACACCCCAGCAAGGUAGAACUGCAUUUUCAUUAAUCUGGCACCAAUAUCAAGGGAGAAACAAGCCAUGAAUGUCUGUCACAACUUCUUUGCAUCUUUACUUUCCUUACAUCUGAAGAGUGUGUUGCAUAGCCUAUUUAUAUCAUUAUUAAAAAUAAUUUUAACAAAUUGUUUAAGCAUGUACAAUAAAUAAAGCAUGUAAAUGAGCAUGUAAAAUAAAUAAACAAAAGCAAGUAAAAUAAAUAAAUAAACAAAAUGUAUUGAACCUAAUACUAUGUGUGGUGAGUCUGUGUGAUAGUUGCUGAGGAUAAAUGUUUUUAUAUUGGAUUAUUCAAUUACAGAAUACAUUUAUAGGUUUCUCAUCAGCAGGCACUGUCUUCACCUUAGUAAAUUUGGUAACUUUGGUAAGUCCUGUAAAUAAUUGUAAAUUGUUCUGAUUGAGGGCAAAUGGAAAGUGU